AUUGGCCGCCGCGGCGGCCCCGCCCGCGAGUGGCGGGCGGUCACGUGACGCGACGGCUGGGGGCUCCCGGCGCGGGGGACGCUGGUGGCCAAGAUGGCGGCGGAGCUGGUGGAGGCCAAAAACAUGGUGAUGAGUUUCCGAGUCUCCGAUCUUCAGAUGCUCCUGGGUUUUGUUGGCCGGAGUAAGAGCGGACUUAAACACGAACUUGUCACCCGGGCCCUCCAGCUGGUCCAGUUUGACUGUAGCCCCGAGCUAUUCAAGAAGAUCAAGGAGCUGUACGAGACACGCUACGCCAAGAAGAGCUCAGAGCCUGUCCCCCAGCCCCACCGGCCCCUGGACCCCCUGACCAUGCACUCAACCUACGACCGGGCUGGCACAGUGCCCAGGACUCCCCUCUCGGGCCCCAACAUUGACUACCCCGUGCUCUACGGGAAGUACUUGAAUGGACUUGGACGCUUGCCUGCCAAGACCCUCAAGCCAGAAGUGCGUCUGGUGAAGCUGCCCUUCUUUAACAUGCUGGACGAGUUGCUGAAGCCCACAGAGCUGGUUCCACAGAAUAACGAGAAGCUUCAGGAGAGCCCAUGCAUUUUUGCGUUGACGCCAAGGCAAGUGGAGCUGAUCCGGAACUCCAGAGAGCUGCAGCCCGGGAUCAAGGCCGUGCAGGUGGUCCUCAGAAUUUGCUACUCAGACACCAGCGGCCCUCAGGAGGACCAGUACCCACCCAACAUCGCCGUGAAGGUCAACCACAGCUACUGCUCGGUCCCGGGCUACUACCCCUCCAAUAAGCCUGGAGUGGAACCCAAGAGGCCCUGCCGCCCCAUCAACCUCACCCACCUCAUGUACCUGUCCUCGGCCACCAACCGCAUCACCGUGACCUGGGGGAACUACGGCAAGAGUUACUCCGUGGCCUUGUACUUGGUGCGGCAACUGACCUCUUCGGAACUGCUGCAGAGGUUGAAAACCAUUGGGGUCAAGCAUCCAGAGCUGUGCAAGGCGCUGGUCAAAGAGAAGCUGCGUCUGGACCCCGACAGCGAGAUCGCCACCACCGGCGUGCGGGUCUCCCUCAUCUGCCCGCUGGUGAAGAUGCGGCUGUCGGUGCCCUGCCGGGCGGAGACCUGCGCCCACCUGCAGUGCUUCGACGCUGUCUUCUACCUCCAGAUGAACGAGAAGAAGCCCACCUGGAUGUGCCCCGUGUGCGACAAGCCGGCCCCCUACGACCAGCUCAUCAUUGACGGGCUCCUCUCCAAGAUCCUGAGUGAGUGCGAGGACGCCGACGAGAUCGAGUACCUGGUGGACGGCUCGUGGUGCCCGAUCCGCGCCGAGAAGGAGCGCAGCUGCAGCCCCCAGUGCCCCAUCCUCGUGCUCGGCACCUCGGACGCCAACGGGCUCCUGUCCACCCCCAACGUCAACGGGGGCGGGGGCGGGGCGCUUGGGGGCGCCGGGGGCGGGGGCGGCGCGGCAGGCGGAGUCGAGAACGGGAAGCCGGGAGCCGACGUGGUGGACCUCACGCUGGACAGCUCGUCGUCGUCGUCGGAGGAGGAGGACGAGGAGGAGGACGAGGAGGACGAGGACGAGGAGGGCCCCCGGCCCAAGCGCCGCUGUCCCUUCCAGAAGGGCCUGGUGUCGGCCUGCUGACUGCUCGCCGCCGCCGCCCCCGGCUGGACGCUCGACUUCCCUGGUGCUCACCCACGCGGAGGGGGCGCAGGCGGGCCUCGGGGUGCAGAGGGAGGAGUGAUUGGCUUCUUUUUACUGUUGUUCAUUUUGUUUUUCCGCCCCUUUCCCUGGCUCCUGGUACCUGUACCUCUGGACUCUCCUAUCGGAGAAUUAAAAAAAAGUAAAAUGACAAAAAAAGUCCAAAAAAAAA
Neomonachus schauinslandi (Hawaiian monk seal) is the source of this 1864-nucleotide messenger RNA. It is a transcript of the gene PIAS4, whose product is annotated as protein inhibitor of activated STAT 4. Gene Ontology annotation, molecular function: transcription coregulator activity; zinc ion binding; SUMO ligase activity. The coding region runs from base 94 to 1635 and encodes 513 amino acids. The transcript has 11 exons. Gene Ontology annotation, biological process: protein sumoylation; regulation of transcription by RNA polymerase II. NCBI's taxonomy places the organism in Eukaryota, Metazoa, Chordata, Mammalia, Carnivora, Phocidae. The record is from RefSeq and is a predicted model, not a curated record.